This is a messenger RNA of Giardia duodenalis, 1731 nucleotides long. RefSeq names its product Kinase, NEK. The record is from RefSeq and is a predicted model, not a curated record. The transcript has a single exon. Gene Ontology annotation, biological process: protein phosphorylation. The coding region runs from base 1 to 1731 and encodes 576 amino acids. Lineage: Eukaryota; Fornicata; Diplomonadida; Hexamitidae. Gene Ontology annotation, molecular function: protein binding; ATP binding; protein kinase activity.
AUGGGCGUCAAAACACUUUGUUCUGAUCGCUACAAAGAGGCUUUUCUAUUGCAUACAGAUGAGCGUGGGAGUCUCUUCGAGGCUAGGAGGAUCUGUGAUAACGAAAAGGUCCUAGUGGAAGCCAUUGCCUUAUCCUACAUUUCUGCGGAAGAGCGACAAGAGCUGCUCAAAGAGUAUACCCAGUUAUUAACUCUGCGACACGACUGUCUUCUUUCUGUGCAGGACAUAUACUACGAUGCAGGGGAGGGGCACUGCCUUCUCAUCGAGCUGGAGUAUUUCCACGGAUCGAUGAAGGCGUUGAUUCACGACGCUGCCGGGGCUAGAAUUCCUUUUGACGAAGAGUAUAUCUGGCACCUGAUGGAGCGCAUCGUUAACAGUCUGACAUAUCUAUACACUAAUGAAAGUUUUUCCAUCAAAGCACAUGGUCAAAUAUGGCCAUCUAAUAUUCUUAGAACGGCGACCAAUAAGUUCGUUCUCGGAGAGCCUAUUCUUCCCGCACACUUUGUCAGCCACUUGCUUCCAUCUGAGUAUAAACAGGCAGGGUUUAGCUACUUGGCUCCAGAGACAGUGCAAAGUAAGUCACUCAGCGAGUGUUCGGAUAUUUGGAUGGUUGGAUGUCUCAUGUAUGAGCUAUGCACACUCACUCCUCCUCCAUUUGACUCUGGAACGUUGACAGAGACGCCGACCUUGCCUUCUCUUCAGCAGCUGGUCGAUGCUGGAGCAUUUUCGCACGAGCUUAUUCUAUGCAUAAAGUCAUGUCUUCACUAUCUACCUGAACUGCGCCCCUCCGCUUCUGUCCUCAGGGAUCUCUGUGCCCGGCGCUCAGCGUCUGCUUUGUCAAAUGUUUGCAUGGACUCGGCGGAGACGACUGCAGACGUCGGUAUACUAUCUAUUCCUGCACAGGAUUCUUUUGCAGCCAAUCAGUCUCAUUACGACGGUAAUGCUGAUGGCACUUGGAUGGGAGCACAGCAAUCUAUGCUAUUAAAGGAGUCUAAGGUCAAGCUUGCUAUGGCCCGAGAUGCACUGCUAUUCAUGGCAAUUAGAAAUAACGACCUCCCUGAUGUUGUGGCCCAAAAGGCAACCUUUCUUCGGUGCCCAUGUAAGUAUUUUCAACGGGCGAUUGAUGAUUGCCGCCCAGAGAUUGUACACCAAUUCUGCUUAUGGAACUAUGAGCAUAAUCUAGACAUCUUCGUUUCUGCCCGUAAGGGCGUCUCCACUAAUUCAAAAACCCCCUUGAUGACUGCCGCGCUCGAGGGCAAUGUUGCGGGCGUUUUGGAAAGUCUUCAUCUCUCAGGAAGAUACUGCUAUAACUAUCUUACUGGAGGAGAGACAGCGCUCUACUAUGCUGUUUUAGGGUGCAAUCCCGAAUGUGUUAAAUUGUUACUCUGUGAGCUGGGUAUUUACAACGAAAAGGGCUGCACAGCGUCCUCACUAUUACAAUCGUCUAAAGGAUUUCAACACGAUUACGCAAGUCUAUUACUUCCAGAACAGUGGAUACAGCCACGAGAACUCGUAGAGCAAUACCUGCUUGCUGACGACAAAACCAACGCUAACGAGUUUGAUUCCAUUCACAAGGAAUUGGAUAGUAAGCUAGAGGCGCUAAACAGACACCUGGCUACAAAGCCACAGCAGAAAAGGAACCAUGUAGGGUGUCCUUUUGAAACAAUUGGGGAGACAAUUAAUAGGAAUCUCAGAGAUUGCCUGAAAAGCCUGCGCGAGGGUCGGCAGUAA